Messenger RNA from Lagopus leucura (white-tailed ptarmigan), 6147 nucleotides. RefSeq names its product TOPBP1 interacting checkpoint and replication regulator (gene TICRR). NCBI's taxonomy places the organism in Eukaryota, Metazoa, Chordata, Aves, Galliformes, Phasianidae. Gene Ontology annotation, biological process: DNA replication; regulation of DNA-templated DNA replication initiation; response to ionizing radiation. The coding region runs from base 35 to 5839 and encodes 1934 amino acids. Gene Ontology annotation, molecular function: chromatin binding. The record is from RefSeq and is a predicted model, not a curated record. Gene Ontology annotation, cellular component: nucleus. The transcript has 22 exons.
GCUCCGUGAGCGGCUGUGGGCGGGCCGGCCCGCUAUGGCGUGCUCACCCAGCGCCGUGUUCUUGUUGGACACCGCCAGCCCGGGGCAGCGGGAGCGGCUGCAGCUGUGCGCCCUGCGCAUCCUCAACCACCUGUGCUGCCGCUUCGGCCUGCCCCGCCUGCGCUGGGCCUACCGCUUCUUCGACUCCCUCGGGGGUCGCGGCGGGGCCUCGCGGGGCGGCGGCUUCCGUCCUCCGGCACCCCGGGCCUGGGCGCGCUUCGAGGAGGAGCUGGCGGAACGGCUGGUAGCUCGGGGUUCCGCCGCGCUGCCCGGCCCGGCGACCCGCCUCGCCCUCACGCACAGCGGCCUGAAGGAAACGCUCCUCGACUUCCAAUGGGACCGCCCCGAAAUCGCGUCCCCCGCCAAAGCGCCCCGCGGUAGCGGCGGGGCUGGCGGGGAGCUUUCCCCGAGCGACGGCUUCAUGAACGCCGUGUUCCUCUUCUCGCCGUGUCCCCGCUCCAGCCGGGAGCUGCGGCAGUUCGUGUCCGGAGGCGGCGCGGCCCCCGCGGGGCCCCCCACACUACUGGAGGUGGCCGAGAAGCUGCUGCCCCGCAGCGUCCGCGAGCUGCUGGCUGAGCAGAGGAUCAUGCUGUACUGGGUGGACACCGCCGAGAGUUCGCAGCUGAUUAAAUCCCCAGAUCACGAUGGAUACUGGAUAAUGCUCCAACUGCUCCAGCAAAUAGGAGGCACCAUUUUGCCAUCUGAAACCUUAGUGCAACGUCCAAGUCACCACAGGGCAGACCUUGCUGAUGUCUUUCUCAGAGACUCGGGUUCCCCACUGCCACAGACUGUGCCAUGGACAACACUUCUGCCAUUGGACUCAGCCUUAAACAGUUUGUUUUCAAAGCCCCCUGUAUUUCGUGCAGUGUUCCCCCAACAAGAAGGGACGUUAUUUCUCAGCAUGCCUGAAGGAAAGAAGGAAAGCUGUGCUGUGAUUCUGGAACCUCUAGCCAUGAGCCAAAGACAACUGCAUUGUCCACUCAACAUCAUCCUGAAAGGCAGCACGAUGAGCUGGAACUGGAUGCAGGCUGUCAGCUUUCUCACAGAGAGCUGGAUACUGAGAAGCUCUGAGACUGAAUGCACAGAGCAGAACUGGUUCCAUCAGCUGCUACGGAAUCUAGUGAUGAAAGAGCUGCACAUGAUUGCUGAAGUGUCUCAAGCUAAAUCUUCGUGCCCCUGCACUGCUGUUUUAUCACCACUCUCUGAGAGUGCUGCUGUCCUCGCUCUGCUCUGUGCUGAGAAGACAGCUGAAGUUCAGCGGUGCAACCUUGAGGGAGCUGUAGUGGAGACCUCUUCCCAGGAUGGUGCUCUGCACCUCCCGGAUGUUGUACACAGUGUGUUGAGUGAAAUCGACAUGGCAGUGGAAGACUCUCUGGCUACUACAGAAGAAAGUCCUAUGCCAGAGUGGGUCAAACGAGAGCUGUGCAGUACGGAGGGCUGGCACCCUUCAGUGCUUGAAGCGUGGUAUUCUUCUUCAAAUGCUUGUGGAGCCAGCUCAGAUCUGAUGGAUUCAUUCAGACUCCUGCAGGUUCCAUGUACUAAUGUGAAGGAUGAUGCAGACCAAUCUGAAGUGGAACUUUCAGAAAGUCUGUCUGAGCUGUACCAAAGAAAAUCAAGAGAAAUAUCUGCUGGAGCAGGAAAUAACAAAAAAAGACGUGGGGUUCCUCGGACUCCAGUCAGGCAGAAGAUGAAGACCAUGUCCAGAUCCUUGCAGAUGCUCAACGUAGCAAGGUUGAAUGUAAAAGCACAGAAGUUUCAACCUGAUGGUAUGCCAGCAGUGAGCGAAAAGGUUCCACAGAAGCUUCCAGCAAAAAGAUUGGAUGAGAAGUUGGAAGGGAAGGAAAAGGCACUUAAAACAUCAGUAGACUUGAAAACUGAAGAGGAGCUGCAGUCUCACUUAAUUAGGAGCUAUCAAAAGGUGGUUGCUGAGGAAGUGCUUUCAUCUGUGUGUGCACAGAAUAUGAUCAUGGCCAUUAAAAGGUUCUUGAAAAUACAGGAUACCAAAGAGAAAGAGGUCGCCUGUGUGGAAAAAGUCAGAAACCAUCUCCUGAAGACAAGCAAGUUGCUCAGACAACAGGAUGGCUCAGAGAAGGAAACCAAAGUCAGAGAGUGUCGACUUCAGGUUUUUUUGCGGCUUGAGUUGUGUCUUCAGUGCCCUUCACUGCAAAACAAUGCUGAUGAAAUGGAGCAGCUGUUAGAAGAGAUGACAGAUAUGCUGCGCAUUUUAUGUCUGACUGAAGACCCAGGGUACCUUACAAAGUUCUUAGAGGAAAUACUGGAAUUGUAUAUGAAUUCUAUACCAAAGACCCUUGGAGAUCUUUACUACAGUCUGGGUACACAAAUACCCCCAAAGCUGGCUGCAGUCCUGCCUUCAGACUUCUUCAGUGAUGAUUCAAUGACUGUGGAUAGCAAAUCUCCAGGCCUUCCACCAUCUUUAUCAUCAGUCCUAACUCCCACUGCUGUUUGCCUACGCAGUGAGAGUGAUCAGCUGGAGGAACUGCGCACUCGAUCUGCCCAAAAGAGAAAGAAUAAUGUAUUAGCCAGACACAGGAGCAUGACAGAAGCAUCGCAGAACUUGCGUCAGAUUGAGAUUCCCAAGAUAGACAAGAAUCUCAUCAGAAAGGAGAGCUCACGUUCUUACCUUGCUACUGAGAAAUCCCAACCAAUGCCUUUGCUGCAGAAAGAAGCAGUGCAAGAGGUUACGAAGGUAAGGAGGAACCUCUUCAAUGAAGGGAUGCGUUCACCAUCCAAAAGAACUGCAAAGAAAAUGCCCAGAAGUCAGUCAGUAUCUGCUGUGGAAGGCUUAAGAUACAAGUGCACUGAUGAAGGGGCUAAAGAUCAUCACAAGUUACUGACCAAGAGAGUUGCAGAAACACCACUACAUAAACAGGUCUCCAGGAGACUGCUGCAUAAGCAGAUUAAAGGCCGGUCAUCUGAUCCAGGCUGUGAGACUGGUGUUGUAGAAGAGUCUCCAGAAAAAACCAUAAGUGAAGCAGGUUUAAGAAGAAGUCCUCGCAUCAGACAGCUGACUUUGAAUAGGACCCACUCUGGUGUUUUCUAUUCUGCUGCACAGUCCAGCUCACAGAAUUCACAGCAAGUCCACUGGGGACAAGAGGAAGAGCGCUGUACUCAGCAGGAUGUAGCAGGUGCCAGGCUGCAUUCUGGGUGUCCAACUCCCAAGAGAUUUUUUUUUGGUGCAGUCAUUGAUGCGUGUAGUCCUGCAGUGAAGCAUUCACCUGGAAGGAGGAGAACAAGAAAAGAUUCCUUGAACUUAGAAGAGCUGACUAGCUGUCAGACUCCUAGAAAAACACCUCGUAAGUCUGCACAGAAACUACUGAGUUCUGCCAGCAAACCGCCGAGGAGAUCACCUCGUUUUCUUCACAGGACACCACAAAAGGUGGAGAAGAUUCCCAGCAAAAGUCCAGCUGCUAAGCAGACUGUAGCUAAGUGUUUGGGAAAGUACUUUUCUCAUCCUGUACAAAGGAUCAGGUCACCAUCUGCGUUAACAGAAGGCAAAAAAGCUUGCUUACUGCAAGUAACUAACGACUGUCCUCCAGCUGGAAAACUGUUAUCUUCCUACAAAGAUACUGGUUUACAGGUGCCAGAACACAAUGAAAUACUGAGCACUGUGAAUCCUUUAUUACCUCUGCAAGACUCAACUCCAGCUGCUGCUUCCUUACCUGACACCCAGAAAAGCAUUUUUGCAGAACUACGAACUCCAAGACGUUCCUUGAGAUCCGUCUCCAAAUCAGUGUCUCCAGUUGGUGCUCGGAGGGAAAUCCUUCCAAGAGAAAUUGAGAUGCAGCCAGAACUGACGUCUGAAGCCAUGGAAAGUACUCCCAGGAAAGCUGAAGAUUCAGGUUCAAAACUCUCAACCAGCCCGCUGAGUGAUGUAGAAAUGUCUCAGCUCACCAUGAAACUGGAAUCUCCCUUCAGUUCUCCUCUCUCUGAAAAAGCUACAGAUGUUUUAGCAAUCAGCUCUCCUUCCCACACAGAGACUAAGGAGUCUGACAGGGAAUUUAACAUGCCUGAAAAAUCUCUUCUGAAAUCUCCAGGUGUCAGUGGCUCUUUGCUGGAGUCCCCCCUUAACACUUCCAAGCAGGCCAAAGGUGAACCAAAUUCUGGAGGGAAGAGCCAAACACGGGUGUGUGAAACACCUUCCAAAAGUAAGGACAGUCAUCACAGUAACAGUGAUGGUUCUUGUUCAGGAAGCCUCCAGUUCUGUAAAUCCCAAAUUCCUGGAAAUACCCAUGUGGGGGAGAAUAAACAAAUGGAUGCAGUGGCUCAAAACUCUUCUCCGACGAAGGAAAACUUGGAAAAGCAUUCUUCUCCAGAGCUGUCUGCUGGAGAACAUAUGCUGGAUGCUGAGAUGGAAUGUGAGCCAUCGAGUAAGGAGGGCAACUCCGGUGUAAGCACCUGUGACUCCUUCUUAAGCAGUUCUCAAACAAGCAUCGAUGAAUUGGAACCAGAAACUCUGCAGAAAGAAGAAUGUACAGGGAGAAAGGCACCGAGUCUUAAGAGACACUCCAGAUCUGCCCGCAGUGCCUCGCGUCGCCUGCCUCAGUCAGCUCCUGCCUAUUCCUUGCGCUGUACUGCAGACAGGAGGCAACGGGAGGCUGCAGCGCGGAUGGGAAAUCCAGAGCUUCCAGCCAAGUUCUCAACUCCUAAACUUCACUGCCAGCAGCCUUCUGAGAGCUCAACGACUUAUGAAGUUGAGCUUGAAAUGCAAGCUUCAGGCCUGCCCAAACUUCGCUUUAAGAAAAUUGGGUCUUGCUCAGCAUUAGAUGUUCGAUCUGAAGCAAAUGUUAGCAAACCCAAGGGAGGGGAAAGCCCUUUUGGUGAUCUUGCUAUGACCUGGUGCAGCAAACACCCAGGAAAACUAGCAGCUGCCUGUGUUUCACCCUCCUGCUUUCGCUCUUUCCACGGUACACCUGGGAAGGGUGGAGGGCAGACCUACAUAUGUCAGUCGUACACCCCAACAAGCUGUGCUUCUAACACCACUUCCCCGUCCCCCUUGGAAGCAGAAGUUCCCUUGACUCCUCCAAAGCUGAAGGGGAAGACAACUCCUGAUGCUAUUAAGGACUGGCCUCGGAGAAAGAGAGCAGCAAGCAGCACUGCUAAUAGUAGCUGUGGUCAAAGUGAGAAAAAUGCAGAUGAAGCAAUGGCAACAAGCAGAGAAGGAAAACUGAAGGACUUGGAGAACUGCAGUAGCAAAGUAAUGUGUGGCUUUGGAGAGUUUGGACUGGAGGGGAUUUACAGACUGCAGGAUCAAGUGUCUCCUAAUGACACGGAACCCAGAGAUGAAGAGAGAUCUGCCAUGGGGGCUUCUGGCUUGACAUCUCGUAAGCGAGUCUUUACCCAUCUAUCACCGGAGAAGGAGAAUCAUGAGGCCAAAAGAGCUUGCACUGCUAAGUGCAACAUGGUUCUCAGUGCCUUUUCCCCAGAAGAGGGCAACAGAAACAAAGCAAGGACAGACUCGGUACUUCCUGAGAAGCCCAGAGCGUGUUUGCUUCUAACUCCUGUGCGGCGCAUUUGCAGAGGGGAUGAUGAUGUCUUCCCUUUGUCAGGUGCCACCCCUCCAGUGAAGAGCUCUCUGUGUGCCAGCAGCCUCCUGGCACUGACGCAGUCUCCGCUGCUGUGUAAGGGACAGAUGCCGCCAUCUCGGAGAAAGGGUGUCCAAGAUGAGGAAUCUGAUGACCUUGAAGUUCUUACCAAUCAGGAGCUGUCUCCAUUCCACAGCAUGGCUUCCAGGAAGCGUUCCCUCAGCAGGACUUACUCACGGAAAAGGUUGCUGAGCUGAAGUCUGGAGCCAGAACACUAUGGGAAGUACUGUGUUAUGUGAGCUGUGCAGUAUGGAUUUCUACAAGGAACUCUUAUUUGGUUCUGGCCUGGAGCUGUCUGCAGUGGUGUGAGAUGGGAUGGCAGUGGAAAUAAGGACUACUCUAAAUGUUUUAACUUGAAUCGCAGCAUCUCUCCACCCUUUCUGGCUCUUCUCCUGUGUAUAGUUAGUAGUUGAGUUCUGCAGUGAAGGGUUCAAUCCUGCUAGGUAAGGAGGGGGAAUUGUCACUCUUCUACUUUACUUAUAAAAUAAACUGAUGUGGAUUCUCA